UCACCAACAACCACAAGGGAGGCGGGCCACUUGUCGGCGGGAUUGGUCGGUCUGUCAGGGACUGGGGGUGUUUUUUAUUUUCACUUCUUUUGUAAUUUUCAUUCUUUGUUUCCACUUCCAACCUAUACAGGCCGAUGACUCCAACCUCCCAUGCUAUCAACUCCGAGCUUCCCGCGCUAUUCCACCUUGCUCGCCAUCGUGUCCUUCCAUCCUCCCUUUCCCUCUAAACACGCCACUACCCUCCACUUCUCUCACUUUUUGAUCAGCUAGACUUGUUUCUGCUGGCCGAGAUGGGAGAACGUCCUGUUUCUGCUGGGGACAGCUCUGAGCCCACCCCUAAAGAAACUCACACCCUUUCCACAGAGACAACCCAGAUCAGAGAGACCGACAUGUCCAGAGAGACAAGAGAGGCCUCGGAGACGGAUCAGACCCCAGAAGCAGUCACAAGCCAGACCGAGCCGGAGAAGACGGACAGCAUCGUCCACGACACCAAGCUCGCCGCCCCGGCACUACUGGGCCCUGUGACAGACGGUGCCUCCUCCGGUAAUGAUGCCUCGCCCGUCGAAACCGACCUCAUGGCCGCAUACAGCCGCUUCGCGCCCAACCAGCGCAUCAUCAUCAUUGCCGUCGCCAGCACCAUCGGCAUGCUGAGCCCUCUGAGCUCCAACCUGUACACGCCCGCCAUCCCGGCCGUCGCGAGGGACCUGGACGUCUCCACAGACGCCAUCAACCUGACCAUCACCUCGUACCUCGUCCUGCAGGGCAUCAGUCCCACGCUCUGGAGCUCCAUCGGCGACAGCACCGGCCGCCGCUUGCUGUACCUAAUCGCCCUCACCAUCUACCUGGCCUCCUGCAUCGGCCUCGCCCUGUCCUACAACUACCCGGCCGUCGUCGCUCUGAGAGCCAUCCAGGCCAUGGGCUCCGCCUCCACCACGGCCAUUGGCGCCAGCCUCAUUGGCGACCUGAUCCACGUCAGCCGCCGCGGCAAGUAUAUGGGUAACUACAGCGCCCUCGGCGGCGCCAGCACUGCCUUUGGCUCCGUCAUCGGCGGCCUGUUCGCCCAGUACACGGGCUGGCGGGGCAUGUUCAUCUUCAUGUCCGCCCUCGCCGCCUUCCUUCUGCUCUUUACCGCCCUGUUCCUCCCCGAGACGAAGCGUGGCAUCGUCGACGACGGCUCCGUCCAUGCCCCUCGUUACCUUCGGGCCCCUCUUAAGUGGCUCGACGCGCCCAAGAAGUCCCCCACAGACCCCGACGCCGUUGCCAGACCGGCCGCCGCCAAGUUCCGUAUCGAUAUCGGCGCCCCCGUCCGUCUACUCGUCGAGCCCGAGUGCCUGUGCAUCGUCCUCUUCACUGGCGUCUGCUACACAGUCUGGCAGGUCACCAUGGUCGCCACUGCCACCCUUUACGCCGAGCGCUAUGGCCUGAACGAGCUGAGCAUCGGCCUGACCUACAUCUCCAACGGCGUCGGCUCCGUCUGCGGCAGCGUGCUCACAGGGAAGCUGCUGGACCGCGAGUACAAGCACCAACUCAAGAGGGAGCAACAGGCAGCGGCAGCCCGGCCGGCUGAAGCCGACGACGGCUCGCCUCCCGCGAACGAAGUGCAGCACAUCGAGCUCGCACGCAUCAAGCCCGUCAUCAUCCCUACCAUUGGGUAUCUUAUCUCCGUCGUUGCCCUAGGCUGGAUCAUCCAGUCCAACGUCCAUAUUGCCGCCUCCAUUACCAUGGCCUUUUUUGUUGGAGGUCUCAACACCAUCAUCUUGGCCGUGUUCUCAACCCUUAUUGUCGACCUGUUUCGGUCCCAGAGCUUUAGUGCCACCGCCUCUAUGAACCUCUCGCGCUGUCUCCUGUCCGCCGGCGGAACCGCCGCCAUCGGGCCCCUAAUCCGAGCCGUCGGCGUCGGCUGGGCCUUCACGCUCUGUGCCAUCAUCGCGCUGUUUUCAUGUUCCUUCGUCGUGUUAGAGCUGUGGCGGGGUCGACACUGGCGCGCGAAGCGGACGGCGGCGGCGGCUCAGAGGGAGAAGGAAUUUCAAUGAUGAACCCGAGCAACAGCCUGGGUAUCUCAUGUCUUGCCGUGCUGUGGUUGGGAGGCCCUUCAUGUCGUGGAAUAUCUUGACGAUCUUUGAUGCCUAUAUCGAAGGGUGCCCAGGUCACUACCGGGCGCGGCUCCUGUCCGUGGCGUUGUCAGCACCUUACCUCAACAAUUGUUCUCUAACAGAGUCGCGACAUGUACAUGCACUAAUAUAUUUCACCUUCUUACGUACCACCUGCUGAAUUACUUCAACUCGGCGUUCCAUCUCUUAGUUCGUACAUACUUCAUUUUAUAAGAUUCAGACUUGUAACACACU
Colletotrichum destructivum is the source of this 2345-nucleotide messenger RNA. RefSeq names its product Putative major facilitator superfamily, MFS transporter superfamily. Gene Ontology annotation, cellular component: plasma membrane. Bases 291 to 2033 code for a protein of 580 amino acids. Gene Ontology annotation, biological process: transmembrane transport. NCBI's taxonomy places the organism in Eukaryota, Fungi, Ascomycota, Sordariomycetes, Glomerellales, Glomerellaceae. The transcript has 2 exons. Gene Ontology annotation, molecular function: transmembrane transporter activity. The record is from RefSeq and is a predicted model, not a curated record.